Messenger RNA from Marasmius oreades (fairy-ring Marasmius), 2710 nucleotides. RefSeq lists its product as uncharacterized. Bases 780 to 2534 code for a protein of 584 amino acids. The transcript has 5 exons. The record is from RefSeq and is a predicted model, not a curated record. Gene Ontology annotation, biological process: positive regulation of transcription by RNA polymerase II. Lineage: Eukaryota; Fungi; Basidiomycota; Agaricomycetes; Agaricales; Marasmiaceae. Gene Ontology annotation, molecular function: DNA-binding transcription factor activity, RNA polymerase II-specific; transcription cis-regulatory region binding; zinc ion binding. Gene Ontology annotation, cellular component: nucleus.
GGCUUAUUGAUGGAUCUUGAUUCCCUAAACGGUCACUGAAUUCCAAGUCUGUUUAACUAACCGUCCGUGUCCUUCGUCCAAUCCCCUUCCACAUUGCCAAAUCAUCUGGCCCUUUUACAAAUCAUCAAUUUCUCUCAUCCCUUCCCCUCUCACAUGUCCACCCCUCCUUCUUCGGGUUCACCCACUCCUUCGACUUCUACCAACGUGUCCCCAGCAAUCUCUUCACCUUCAUUUACUUCCUUAAUGGCCAGAGCUCCCACAGAAGAGAACGAUAUCAGUCCUACUUCGACAAAUCACAAUGCUACUCCUACACCCACUCGCCCAGCUGUAGAAUUGCCUCGACCCGGUCAAACUAACGAUAGAGCCGGUUGCUGGUACGUCGUCCUUACUCGUUGUUGUAGAUCGAUCCUUACCUGAUUUCUCCAUUCAGGACGUGUAGAAUUCGCAGAAAGGUAGGCGACGCGCAACUCAAGGAGAAAAAAAAAAUGAUAGAUUGUUGAACGCUUUUCUCUCUUUCCCUCCCCAGAGAUGCGACCUGGAACGACUAGAAGGAAACUCUUGCCGAACAUGUAAACGUUUAACGAUCGAAUGUCUAGGUUGGGGUGCGAGAAGGCCUGAAUGGAUGCGCGUGAGUUUGCCUUUCAGUUUUUUCUUCUUCUUCCCAACACCCCCAUGAACGCCGUCCAUUUUAGAACAAGCAAGCCGUUGACGACUACAAAGCGUCCAUCAAAGCUCAGCUGACGCGUAAAGGACUGAUCCGUGGUCAGCCACGUUCUUCAAUGCAAGCCGCUCAAGCAGCAGCUACUGGCGGUGGGAGUAGUAGUGGAACCAGUACAAGAGCACCUAGAAGAUCUCGGGCCAGUAAUGCCAGUUCAACAACAACAGCGUCUAGGUCGCCGAUUCAGGAAGUACCAACGGGAUUCGCUGGACAGAGUCAUAAUCACGACAGCAUGUUACCUGGAAUACCCAGCACUUCUUCAUCAAGAUUGUAUCCGACUGAUGGGUCGUCAUACAGCGAUCCUCUAGAUCUCGGCACCUCAUAUUUCGCGACUUCCCCACUUCAGCCGACGACGACUCUUCCCGUUCCCUUUCCUUCUGAAGAACCUGUUGGGUUCAACGAUCUAUCCAUAUCCGGAUCUUCCGCUUCCACAUCACACCCACAGCAAAACCUCUUAUCGCCUGCCCUUGGGUCACCGGGACUAGGGUUUGGUGGAGGUUUGGGUUUCGGAGGGGGAGGAGGAGGAUAUGACUUUAGUGGAGGAGGAGACUCACAGAUGGCUCCCGAGAUCCCUAGUCUCUCCGGUCAGAACUCCAUACAAGAAGGCCAUGUCAUGUAUUACUUCGAAAACAUUCGAAGGGUACAUUGCAUGUUGUCGAAUCACCAUGUUAUGAACACGACAUUUGAGUUGAUAGUGCAAGACCCAAGAGGCGCACUGACAAAUGCCGUUUGCGCAUUAGCCAACCUGCAUUACACCCGAUUACGUGUUGCCCAAGGUUUAGAAGCUCCAGAUCCGAAUCCCGAACACUCGACAGCAAAAUAUUUUUACGACGAAGCCUUUUAUCAACUCAUCAACGCCAAACAACUCCGGGGGAGUUAUACCGAAACCGACGUUCUCGCUGCACUCCAUCUGGUCUGCUAUUCCCAACUUUCGGGAGGAUCGACGGAAUGGCAACAGGUACUUCAUAUCGCCUUUGAUUGGGUCGCACAGUUGGGUCUUCCGACUGACGAUAAUCCGGGUAUAUCCCUGGGGAUGAUGAGUCUUGCAUGUCAGCUUGGUGUCAAAUGUACCAUGAUGUUUGAUAUCAUCUCCAGCUUGACCCUCAUGCGACCUCCGAGAUACUUCCCCCUCUAUCAACGUCUCCUUAGCUGGACGGACAACAACCUCCUUCUCCAACCUGGUGGCAUGCAGAUGGAUGUCCUAAGCGGCUGCCCGGACGAAGCAUGGUUAGCCAUUGCCGAAGUGUCUGUACUGGCGUUUUGGAAAGUCACGGAGGAACGUAAAGGGACGCUCAGCCUCCGGGAGCUCGUCCGUCGGGGUGAUGACAUUGAACGGCGGUUGCGAUCAAGUAUACAUACUGCGUCUACUGCGGAUCUGUCAUCGCAGGCGCAAAACACGUACCUGGGAAGUGUGGACGUGAUUUUGCCUAGCGAUGAGGUGCGGAGGGUGGUUGGGAAUAUAUUUAGGGAGACGGCGUUGUUGUACUUGCACACUGUGGUGAACAAUCCGAGUCCUGGUGUACAUGAGAUCAGCGCGUCAGUUGACAGCCUAGUCAGGAUGAUACGACAAUUAGCACCGAGUGAGAUUGAUCGCACACUGGUGUUUCCGAUCUGUCUUGCGGGCAGCAUGUCGGAUAACUCGAUGCACAGAGAUUUCUUGAAGGGGAGAUUGCAAAGCCAAGACGAGACGAUCGGGAAUAUCAUGAAAACGCGGUAUUUGAUGGAAGGUGUUUGGCAGAGACGGGAUGUGAGUGGGACCUCUGUCGAUUGGAGGGAAAUGAUGAGAGACAGGUCGAUUAAUUUGCUGUUGAUGUGAUUAUUAUUUUAUUUUCUGCGCCGGACUGACACACUCUCGGAUAUAUAUUACUUGCCUUGGUUUCGGUUAACUUAUAAGCAUAUUUUUUUCACUGUACGUUCUAUGCAUUUCUAUAAUCGAGUACUUGUAAGUAGUGAAUUCUUUUAAAAGUUGAUAUGAAAUAAACAUACCCUGCA